AUGGCAUCUUCCGACGCGACAAUCCGCCACGCAACUCUUGAAGACGUCCCUACAAUCCUAGGCCUAAUCCACGAACUCGCUGCCUACGAAAAUGCCACCUCCUCCGUCCUCGCAACUGCCGAAUCCCUCUCUAAAACUCUCUCCUUCGCCUCCAUCGUAAACCAAUCCCCGCCCUCCGAGCCCUCCUUCACUCCCGGCUAUGCAAAAACCUACCUCAUAACCUCCCCCGAGGGCGAGGUCGCAGGCAUGGCAUUAUACUUCCACAACUACAGCACAUGGCGCGGCGCACCGGGUAUAUACCUCGAGGAUCUAUUUGUGAAACCGAAGUAUCGGAAGAGGGGGUACGGGAAGGCGUUGAUUAAGCAGCUGGCGAAGGAGCUGGUUAGGAUUGGGGGAGGAAGGUUGGAAUGGAGUUGUUUAGAUUGGAAUACCCCGAGUUUAGAGUUUUAUGAGGGGCUGGGGGCGAGGCAGAUGAAGGAGUGGAUUGGGUUGAGGGUUGAUGGGGAGGCGCUUGUGAAGUUGGCGGAGAGCUGA
Lindgomyces ingoldianus is the source of this 534-nucleotide messenger RNA. Its product is annotated as acetyltransferase. NCBI's taxonomy places the organism in Eukaryota, Fungi, Ascomycota, Dothideomycetes, Pleosporales, Lindgomycetaceae. Gene Ontology annotation, molecular function: N-acetyltransferase activity. Bases 1 to 534 code for a protein of 177 amino acids. The record is from RefSeq and is a predicted model, not a curated record. The transcript has 2 exons. Gene Ontology annotation, biological process: protein acetylation.